AGCUGACCUGAGCCGAGUAUCCUUUUGCUUGAAUCAACGUGAAAACUGUGUUCGAAAUUUUGCUCGCCGGAAAAUCCCGAAAUUGAGCGUAAAAAUCAACUGAUUCCGUGCUAAAGUAGUGAAAUUACGUGCCGGGCAUCGUUCCGCGUCGAAAUAAGGUGAAAGUCCAUCAUUUGAAGUGUGAUUUCAUGUGGAAAAAGUGAUUGGAACCGAUCGAAUCGGUGUCUGCCUCUUCUUCUUGGUGUUUAUUGACUUCAGUUCGUUGAGUUGAGGUUAUGUUCGCGCGUUUUCAUUAUUGACAGUUUCGCGAGAGAAAGUGGCGACGGAGCAAAAAUCAAAACAAAAGUGAUAUCUAUUCAGAAGCUUUGAAGCGAAUUUUCGGAAAUCGACCAUGUUUGGCCCCAAGCAGGGAGGAUUCGGCCAAACGAGUGCUGCCGGGGGAUUUGGCAGCACAUUCGGAAGCACCACAGCCACGGCCAGUCCAUUCGGGCAGACGAGUACCUUUGGGAAGCCUGCGACGACUGGGGCCUUCGGGGCUACGCCCACUUUUGGCCAACAGGCGACGCCUUCGCUCUUCGGACAAACGCAACCCGCCGCAGGUGGACUGUUCGGGGCGAGUACCACGGCGGCACCGGCUUUCGGCGCUCCGGCAACUACCCAAUCUGGAUUCGGAGCAUUCGGCCAGCCGCAGCAGCAAACCACUUCUCUGUUCGGAACGCAGAAUAAUACGGCCCCGAGUACGUCCCUGUUCGGCACUAACAACAACAAUUCGGCAUUCGGAGCGGCCAAACCGGCCGGAUUUGGAGGUUUCGGACAACCCGCGGCGCAGACUUCGCUUUUUGGCCAGGCAAGCACCAGUCAAACCACGACCGGAGGAUUCUUCGGCCAAACGGCACAGAGUGGGGGACUGUUCGGAGCGCAGAAGCCAGCUUUUGGAGGAGUAGCUCCGAUUGGCGCCGGAAAUGGAACGGCGGUGGCCAAAUAUCAGCAAACGGCAUCGACGGACACGUUGGUCAAGAAUGGCCAAACGACCACCGUUCAGACCAAGCAGCACUGCAUCACUUUCAUGAAGGAGUAUGAGAAUAAGUCGGUUGAGGAGCUGAGGAUUGAGGAUUACCAAGCAAACCGGAAGGGACCUCAAGCAGGGGCAGCCGGAGGAUUCUUCGGAGCACAACCGGCGCCCACACCAUUUGGGGCACAAGCGACACAACCCCAGUCACUAUUCGGACAGACUACGACGUCUCAGCCGAGCACGGGCCUUUUCGGAAGCACCACCAAUACCUUUGGACAGACUACGGCACCGGCCUUCGGAGCGACCCAAGCAACUGCAUUUGGGAAGUCUUUUGGGGCUACGGCCACAACCACCAGCUUCGGAUUCGGCCAGACCAACACCAGCACUUUGGGAGGCCUGACAGCUAACAAGCCAGCCUUCGGAACGUCAACCACCGGAUUGUUCGGUCAAACGGCAACUCCGGCUACGAACACCUUUGGACAGUCCACUUUCGGCGGAUUCGGAGCCCAGAGUCAACCCCAGCCUGCCGGAGGAUUGUUCUCAGGAACCACCACAAGCACUGCUGGAGGAACCGCCUUCGGAGGAUUAGGAACGCAAACCACCCAGACCGGAUUCGGGUUCGGAUCUACCACGGCAACCAACACCACCGGAGGCGGUCUAUUCGGUGCCAAGCCCGCGAGCACCUUCGGAGCCAUCCAAAGUCCAUUCGGACAAACUCCCGCCUCAACGGCGCCAACUUUCGGAGGCUUCGGAACGGCCACCAACACCGGAGGUUCCCUAUUCGGAAGUACCUUCAACAAACAGCCAGCUCCAGCGUUCGGACUGAACACGGCCACCUCAACGGGUACCUUCGGAGGCGGCUUGAACUUCGGCACCGGUUCCGGAUCCCUGUUCGGAAACACAGCGAACAAACCUGGCGGUCUUGGCACUGGAACCGGCCUGUUUGGUAAUACUUCCACUCUCGGCGCAGGAACUGGCGGCUUUGGAACCCUCGGAGGCGGAGGAUUCGGCGCAGGGCUUGGAACCAACACCGGAAUGGGAAUGGCUGGCCAGCCAACCCAAGCCUCAGUUCCCAUCCACCAGCAGAUCCUCGCCAUGGUCACUUCCCCGUACGGCGACAAUCCCAUCUUCAAAGACAUCAAACCCUUGACCGGAGCCACGGCCGAAUCCCUCAAACCGACCAACCCUACAGCCCAGAAAGCCAUCCUCGAGGGCGCCAACCAACAGUUCAAGGUCUCGCCCAAAGUCGCCGGAAGUGGCGUUCGGGUGAAACCCGUCGGGGCGGCCACCCUCUCCAAGAAAUCCCUAUUCGAAGGCCUCGAAGAGUACGACAGCACCCUGGAGGAAUCCUUCUCCCUCAAACCGAACGCCAAGCGACUCAUCAUCAAACCAAAGGUGUCCACCCCAACCAUCACGAUUCAGAACCGAGCCGCCCCUCAGCAAACUUCCGGUAACGAUUCCACCGCCAAGGACGAUCCAGUCGCCAAAGAGUCCUUCCACAACCAGAUCCCGCUGAACCCGAUCGAGGUCCCAUCAUCCGCCCAGGACACCAGCCGUCGCGUUUCCUGGCUACAGUCGAACGCCCUGGACAAAGUCCGGCAAAGCAAUCGCCUCUCGGAGUCGGUGCUGGACACCACAAUCAAGGAAUUCGCCCCAUCAUCGGCCGCCCAAUCCGCGGCGUCGUCCUCUGCCGCCAAGGAUCCCAACAUCUCGCUGGACUCCAGCUCUUCACCAACGGGCUCCACCGGUUCCCAACCAGCCGGAAAACCGGACACGGCCGGGCGAGUGGCUAGCAGUGGAAGUUCGCCGAUUAACAUGAAUGAUUCGCUGCUGUCGUCGAGCAAUCGGUCGUUUCUGAAUGACACCACGGCCAAUGCCACCGGGAUGGGGGAUCUGUCGCUGAUGUCCAAUAGCAUCCAGGAGGAGGCGGAACCGCACCCGACCGGGAUCGUGCUGCGUAGACCGGGCUACUACACCAUCCCGACGUUGGACGAAAUCCUGCAGCUGAUGGACGCGGACGGCCGUUGCGUUGUGCCGAACUUCACCAUCGGACGGAAAGGCUACGGCAACGUGUACUUCAACGAACCGAUCGAUGUGGCCAACCUGAACCUGGACGAAAUUGUCCACUUCCGCCACAAGGAGGUGAUCAUCUAUCCGGACGAUGAGAACAAGCCCCCGGUGGGACAGGGCCUGAACCGGAAGGCCCAGAUCACGCUGGACCAGGUGUGGCCGCACGACAAGGCACUGCAUGAACCGAUCAAGGAUCCGCACCGGCUGGCGCUGAUGGAUUACGAAGGAAAGCUUCGGAGGGUGUGCGAUAAGCACGAUACCCGGUUCUUGGAGUAUAGACCGGACACUGGAAGCUGGGUGUUCAAAGUUGAGCACUUCUCCAAGUAUGGGUUGAGCGACAGUGAUGAGGAUGAGGCCCCGGUCGAUCCGAAAAAGGCGAAAAUGACAGGAGAGGAUAAGCUCGGCAAAGAGAAAGGAGUUAUUCCGAAGAAACCGUUGAUGAAUCGAGAGAAAGUCAUGGGUCAAGAAGAUCUUAGCUACUCGAUGAUGACGCACGAAAGCCUGGCGCCAACUAGUCCGACCGCCGCUUUGGCCCUUGGCAUGGGAACCGAUUCGCACAAACUGCAACUGAUGAAGGCUUCUUUCUUCGUGGAUGACGAUUUCGACAGGAGAUCCAUCAUAUCGGACAUGACCGACGGCGGGAGGGACAGUCCCGACCAGAUGGUUCCCAACAAGCCGUAUUUUGGUCUUGGCAGGACCCUCACAAGCAGUUUGUAUAUGCGAGGUGAAUCACCCAAAGUGGUGGAAGCGGAAUCCAUGCAGAUGGAUGACUUCGGAGCUCCUCCGACCCUGUUCACCACCUCAACGAGUAAGAAUUUCCAGGAUCAACAGAAACUCAAACAUGGGCUCAUCACGGAAAUCCCUCGUCCCAUUGGACCAAAGUCACUUCCCCUGAUCCUGAAGCCCAAGGUGGAACUGGUCCACUCGAAUAACAUCGUAAUCCCUCUCCACAAAUCCGUACUAGCCCGCUUCCUGAACAACAAAUCCGACCUGGCCUACUUCCACGGCCGCAAGUUCAAGGUCGGCUGGAGUUUCCCAUCUUCGCUGGUCCAGUUGAACACGGUCGAAAACUGCACCACCCUGAAGAAGGACGAAGUGAUGCCCAUUGGUGAUCUGCACCGAUUCUUCGCAGGCCGCACAGGCAAAGACUUCUCCACGGCAGCACUACAGAUGCUCCGCAUCAGGUCGUCGGCGGAGAUUCCCGAGUUUGCCAAAACCGUCGAGGAUCACCUGAGGAUCCAGCUGAAGUACGACGACGUACGAAAGGUUCCUGGAAGCGACUGUCCCCAUUACGUGGCUGGGGGAAAACAUGCCGCGCUUGCGGACCACCUGGAGAUGGCCCGGUUGAUUGCCACCGGAGGAGACUUCGAAGCUCUGUGCGUCGAAGUAUGGUCGCUCUGUGCCGCUCUGUGGGGAGCCCGCGAAGAGCUGGAGGACGUCGAAGAAACCGCCCACAUGAGCAUCAUGUUCCGACGCGAUCUCUUCUCCGAGUGGAUUGAAGAAGUCGUCACGGAUCUCUCCGCCAAGGAAGUGACAGCUGCCCUCAAAGGCAAGAAGCAGGAAUAUCUCGAUCAACUUCUUGAACUGAUCUGCACUCACAAGGUCCUGGAUGCCUGCGAGUUGGCUUUCGAAAACAACGACAUCAACCUUUCGAUGCUGUUGGCGCAGGUCUCCGGAGGCCCAACCGUUCGACAGCUGGUCCAGCACCAGUUGAGCUCUUGGCAAGACGUAGAGGCGGACAAAUUCAUCGACCCCCGUCGGCUGAAGAUGUUCAUGUUGAUCGCGGGAAUCCCUCUUCUGUCCUCCACCCACGGAGCAAUCAACAUCUUCGAAAAGCUUGGUUGGCUAAAAUCGCUCGCCCUUCAUCUAUGGUACCUUUGUUCCCCAACCGCUUCUAUCACCGAUGCCCUUAUCAACUACGAAAAAUCCUUCGAAUCCAGUGAAUUCUUCGCCCUUCCGCCAUCCCCAGCCUACACCUCCCGCGUCAAACUCGACAGCUCCAAACCCAUCCAGGACAUCCGGUUCCACCUGCUAAAACUCUACUCCAAGCGUUCCCACCCGUUGGAAUCCCUCUUGAACCCCGCCACUCACACACCAGAUCCCCUAGAUUUCCGUCUAUCGUGGUUCCUGCUCCAGAUCCUGGAAACGCUCGGCUACCGCCACUGUUCGGAACUGUCCCGCAGUCAACUGCACGUUUCGUUCGCCAGCCAGCUAGAGAACCACGGCCUGUGGCACUGGUCGAUCUACGUUCUGCUCCACCUGAACGACCAAUCGCGGCGCGAGCUGGCCAUCCAGGAUCUGCUCUAUCGCUACAUCCAGCUGACGUCCGCAACCCUGGGAGACGAUGAACAGGACGAGGAGUACCUCCAGCGGGAACGGUUCGUCGUCAACGAGCUGGGCAUCCCGGAGAGUUGGAUCUUCUGGGCCAAGGCCGUCCGGGCGGGGGCGCAGUUCGACUACCACCAGCAGGCGCGCUUCCUGCUGAAGGCCAAACAGUGGUCCCAGGCGCACGAGGUCAUCAUGGAGCACAUCGCGGCGGAUUGCGUCAUCAAUGACGACAUCCCCUAUCUGAAGUCUCUGCUGAACGACUUCGAAGACGUUAAACAAAUCUCCAACUGGUCCAUCAAGGGUCAAAUCCUGAAAGACUUCAUCGAGUUGAACGAAAAGUUCGACCUGAUCCGGGACGCAAUCGACGACGAGGUGGCCGAGGCGCGGCUCGAGGAGCUCAAGCCCAAACUGUCCGACCUGUGCUCGGUGAUCAAAAUGUUCCCCUGCCCGACGCCGAAGCAUCGCCUCUGCCAGAGCGAAAUCGCCCAACGGCUAGCGUACCUGAUAAGGUCGUUCUUCGCGCAGGAUCCCCGCAUCAACAGCUGUGCGCUGAUGAGGAGCGCGCUGGAGAAGCUUCCGCUGCCGCAGGAGUACGCCAAGGAGGAACUGCGGCACAUGUUGAGCGCGUUUCUGGUGGAGGACCUCCGGAAGCAGCAGUAACCGAACCUGCAGGGUGAAUUUUAAUCCUAGGAAUCACAUCGACUAUCGUGAAAGAAGACAACUAAAUUAUGCAAGAGUUUAAUAGAACAGAGUAUUUUCUAGCAACACCUAUAAUCUUAUUCAUUUGUUGAGCAACAAUAUAGAUAACUACAACUACACUACAGCUAUGCAACUGGUUAUUGAUUUACAAGCACGUUUAUAACUUUAACAGAAAACGGGACAGUCUAACUAUGUAUUAUCUAAUAAUUUCUUCCUAAACGUACAACAGUUGAAGACGAUUUAAAGUUUAGCAGUUUCAUUAUAAAAAAGGGUUAUCGGUUCGUUUGUGUUAUGUCUGCGAGAUAUCCUAUCUUUGGAAAGCAAGAAAGUACUUCGGGAGUGUGUAAACAACAGCAAGUUAUAGUUGAGUUUUUGAGUUUUUAGCUUUAAGCCUAAGCGUUAAGAGAAUUUGGAGCUAUGAAAUCCAAACUAAAAUCUAUACAACCAAGAAAA
Messenger RNA from Aedes aegypti (yellow fever mosquito), 6562 nucleotides. It is a transcript of the gene Nup98-96, whose product is annotated as nuclear pore complex protein Nup98-Nup96. Lineage: Eukaryota; Metazoa; Arthropoda; Insecta; Diptera; Culicidae. Gene Ontology annotation, molecular function: structural constituent of nuclear pore. The transcript has 5 exons. Bases 392 to 6070 code for a protein of 1892 amino acids. The record is from RefSeq and is a predicted model, not a curated record. Gene Ontology annotation, cellular component: nuclear pore; nuclear pore cytoplasmic filaments. Gene Ontology annotation, biological process: RNA export from nucleus; protein import into nucleus; post-transcriptional tethering of RNA polymerase II gene DNA at nuclear periphery.